Messenger RNA from Frankliniella occidentalis (western flower thrips), 4298 nucleotides. RefSeq names its product vacuolar protein sorting-associated protein 8 homolog (gene Vps8). Gene Ontology annotation, cellular component: HOPS complex; late endosome. The transcript is spliced from 24 exons. Gene Ontology annotation, biological process: protein targeting to vacuole; endosomal vesicle fusion. NCBI's taxonomy places the organism in Eukaryota, Metazoa, Arthropoda, Insecta, Thysanoptera, Thripidae. Bases 84 to 3917 code for a protein of 1277 amino acids. Gene Ontology annotation, molecular function: protein binding. The record is from RefSeq and is a predicted model, not a curated record.
AUUUGUCAUUUGACAGUUGUUACUAUUUGAUACUUGUUUUUCUCUCUGUUUCUCUUCUGCUAUUUUAUCAACAAGCAACAAGCAUGGCUGACUCUGUGUCCGUUGGGAGUGAUAUUCCCGAAAAUAUAUCUAUUGACACAUUAAAUACUGAGCUUGAGGAGCUCGAUGAUAAUGAAUAUGAUAUACCCCCUGUUGAACAUGCACCAACUCUGGAAAGUAUUCUUAAUGAUGUUGAUGACAGAGGCUCUAUCAGUGAAGAUGAAGUGUCUGGGAAUCACCUAAUUCAUCCAGGAGAAGCUUUUGAAACCUGGUCUAUGGGCAGCAUAGGCGGACGAAGUAGAAGUUCUUCAGAACGCCAUAGUACAACUAGAUCCUCAUCAUCAAGAGCCCCCAGUAAUGCCAUUCCUGUCAAAGCCGGAUCUAUUCUUCGGCAUGUUAUUCUAAAGGCUAUAUCAUCUCAAGUGGUUUCUGCAAGUGAUCGCUCAGAUGCAGGUUUGCCCACAUGUAUAGCAGUGCAGAUCAUGGUUGCUGUUGGCACGUCUCAUGGGCUUGUCCUUGUGUUUGACUCUUCACAAACUCUGAGAUGGUGUCUUGAUAGCCAGGACAAAGACCAAGGCUCUGUUUCAGCAUUGUGUUUUAAUUAUGAAGUUACUAGGUUACUUGUUGGUUAUGCAAGGGGCCAUAUUCUUAUGUAUGAUGUAAAAACAGGAAAACUGUUACGCACAAUGACAGAUGUACACGCACCUGGGACAGCAGUGCUACAUGUCAAGUUCACAGACAAUCCAAAUUUAGCCCUCUGCAGUGAUAGUGGUGGAUCUGUAUUUGAACUCACUUUUAAACGUACCAUGGGGGUGAGAGGCUGCUCCUCCAAAUGUUUGUUCUCAGGUAGCAGGGGUGAAGUGUGCACCAUUGAACCAUUGUUACUUGAUUCUGUACCUGGCCAUCCUUUGCAUGGUACAGUUCUUGUAGCUAUGGCUACACUUUCAAAGAUAAUUGUUGUUAGUAUCCGUCCAAGAAUGAAGGUGUUGUUUACCUUCCCACUCAAGGCACAUCCAGCUACUUUACCCCUAGUAUCGUGGCAGUUUGUCAUUAUUCAAGUUGGUGAACAAUCAAGAGUUGUUGAUCCUGUUCUUGCAUUUGCUAGGGAAUCUACUGUUCAUUUUUAUCAGGUUACUUUAGAUAUGGCAAGUAAAAUCAGGUUGAUUCCUCUCCAAAAACUAUGUGUUCCAUACUUGCUUCUGUCUUUACAUUGGUUGAAUCCAAGGACUUUAGCGACUGUAGACACACUAGAGCAAGUUCAUCUUAUAGAUGUUCGAUCUCAAAUUGAGCUAGAGGUUGUAGAUAUAUCUAAUGCUGGAUUAGUAUAUGGAUCGAGUCACUUUAAGGGCUUGUCUACUGGUGGCAAUGUUAGCAAAGCAUUGGCUCUCGCUGGAGAGCGAGCAUGUUAUAAUUCACUACUCAGUUUUGGUAAUCAGAUGGUCAUUCUGGGUACUAGAGGUCUUCAUGUUUUAGGAGUUCGCACCUGGAAAGAGCGGUUGGAUCAUUUGAUACGACAGAAAAACUACCUGGAUGCUUUGGCAUUAGCCUUGGCUUUUUAUCAAGACAGAGCUAAAGCUGUGGUCGGAUUGAAAGGACCCAAAUGCAAACGCAGGGCUCUCACUCGUGAUAAGGCUAUCGAUAUUCUCUAUAAAUAUAUCGAGUAUGGUAUUGGUCAGGCACCCAGUGCCACUGAGCAUCUGUACCGUGAAGCAGUACCUGCUUGUGUAUUGUACAGCAUUGAAUUGAAUGAGCAAGAUAUACUCUUUAACCAACUUUGGGAGGUUGUCUCACUUUAUCCUGUUUCAAAAGCUAUUUAUUUAGAAGCGUUGGAGCCCUACUUAUUAAACGAACAACUUACAGAAAUACCACCACAAAUUGUUCAGGACUUUGUUCAGCACUAUUGUAAUAAUAAAAAACUUUUGGCUCUUGAGGCAUGUGUUGUGCAUAUCCCUGUGACAUCCCUAGACUUUCAUCAAGUGAUGUCUAUAUGUUGGGAACAUGGCUUGUAUGAUGCUAUCAUACAUCUUUACACCAAAGGAAUGCAAGAUUAUGUUAACCCUUUGCAAGAACUUUUGCAUGUUCUACAGAAUGCAAUUGCUACGGGGAGGCAGCUUUCAAAUCAACAAAUAACUUUAGGAAAUAAACUUUUAGUUUAUAUAAGCUGCUGCUUGGCUGGAAGAGGCUACCCCUAUGGGGAUGUUCCACCAGACUUGGUGCAAACUGUGAAACAAAGGGUCUUUCAGUGUGUCACUUGUCAGCAUAGCUUAAAUGCCAAAGAUACUGAACCAGUCUACCCCUAUUUAAGGGUCCUACUCCAGUUUGACACCAAGGAGUUCUUGAAUGUGUUAGCUCUGGCCUUUGAAGAACCAGAAUUCACAUCUGAGCUUGGUCUACGAAGAAAACAAUUAGUUGUAGACAUUCUCCUUCAACUGGUGGUGAAGGAGCAAGGAUUUAGUGCAAGCCAGGUUGGAGCUUUACUGACCUUUUUAGCUCGCCAGUUGGCUCAAAAUGGACCCUCUGAUCGAUUGCAUGUAGAUAUUUCUUUAUUUGAGCGGGUUGUCGAUCAUCUGACAGAGCCUGGGGCUGUGGGUUCCCAGAAAGAAGAGAGGGAACAAGCUCUUCUUGAACUCAUGCAGGCUGGAGGUUUGAGUCAAUUUGAUCCAGAAGAUCUGCUGAGGAAAUCAGAGGAAGCAAAGUUUUACCGUGUAGAAGAACUUUUGCUACUAGAGCGAGGAGAUGUUCAUUUAGUAGUAGAUUGCUACCUUCAAGAUCAUCCAAGGCGCAUGCAAGUGUUCCAAUUUUUAUUUUCUGAGUUGUCUACCUCCCCCGAGAUUGAUAAAAGCAUGCACACUUUGCUGCUGAACACAGUUGAGAAAAAACUAAAGGAUCUAGUUGCUAUUGAUGCUACACAAACCGGCCAGUUGAUCCAUCAGUAUUUGCAUCCUAAACUUUAUGAAAUUAUUGACAAGCUCAAUAAUGAUCCCUCAGCACAGUAUGCUAUACUUCAAGGCCUAUUUCUGUAUUACAACCAGAAUCUUAGUCGAGAGGAGCCUUCGCCAGAGCCAGUUCUUGCGGAAAAGUAUAUUGAGUUAUUAUGUCAACACUGUCCAGAGAAUCUAUGUGACUUCCUUCAGACAAAUCAGUGGUAUCGACUUGAUGAAGCAUUGAAUACAUCAAAAAGAUUCAAUCAAGAUGAAGCAACUGCUCUUUUAUUGGAGAGAUCAGGUGACUUUUUGGGAGCCUUUUCUAUGCUCUUGAAUCGGUUGGAACCAUAUAUAGCAAAGUUGGAUGCUGAAAAUACAGUGUCAAUUCAAAAGAUAAACACAAUAACUGUUGAGUUAGUGCGACUUAGCAAGAAAGGAUCCGUUGCAUUGGAUGUUUCAACCAGGCAAGACAAUCUAUGGUUUCCUUUGUUGAGAAGUUUGCUUAAAGCACACAUAGAUCAUAAAACAGAAAUACGACCUCUACUUCAGCAAGUUUUGAACAGUAUGAGCCCUUAUGUGAAUUUACCAGAAGUAAUACAAAUUAUUCUUCAAGACCCAGCAUAUCGUGGUGGGACUUUUGGUGAAAUCCGAGAUCUGAUGAUGGGGAUGCUGGGUAACUGUUGGUAUGAAGAGUUGCUACUUCAGUCCACAUUUCGACUACUGAGUGCUGAUUUGCAUAUGCAGUUAGCAAAAGAACUCGCAGUCAACAAUAAAGGGUUCGGCCCGAGAGCUUCGGCAGCUGUUCGUAAUUCCCCUAUUUGCAGUUAUUGUCGUGACUCUUUAGCAACUGUUGGGGCUAGUGAGGAUGAGAAAGCCAUUCUUUUCAGGUGUGGUCACUCCUACCAUAUGAGGUGUAUAGAGGAACCUCCACAGUGCCUGAAAUGUGUUACUUGAAUUUAUAAAAAUGUUUACAUGUGCCAUUGAAUGUUUUAUGUGUCAAAGUUCAUUUGGAAAAUGUUGUCACUUCUCCUAGUAGUACUAGCACCUUGACUAUACGGAAGCAUUUACUCUUGUCUUGUUAAGCAAAGACACUAACUCAUAAUUUUUGUAAAGCAAUUUUAUUUGCUCAAUUUUUUAUAGUGUUGGUCAUUCCAUUUUUUGCAGGGUUGUUUAAUUGUUUCAUAGCAGUAUUUUAUAUUUUCCGUAUAUUUCUCCUAGAGGAAUGUAUAAACUCAGGUCUUAUAAAGCAAGCUAAGACUGCAAUAGUCACUAGUCUUUAUAUGUAGAUUUUCUGUACUCAUGUUUGAAGCUUUAAUAUAUUAUUUAUUACCUGUU